Molecule: messenger RNA, 1839 nt
Organism: Solanum lycopersicum (tomato)
Lineage: Eukaryota; Viridiplantae; Streptophyta; Magnoliopsida; Solanales; Solanaceae
Source: RefSeq, a predicted model, not a curated record
CUCACUACCUUUAUUAUGAACCAAUAUAAAUUCUUUGACAUAAUUCACAACACAUCCUUUUUUGUCUCUUUAGAUAGACAGGGUCCACCACUUCACAGUUUACAUAAAUAGCAAAAGACUAUACACAUAAUAUUAUUAUAAGAAUUUGCAACCAUGAAGCAAGGGAUACUUCAUAUUCAUUCUUGUAUCUUUUUUGAUUUGAGUAUUAAUGAUAUAGCAUAAGAUACAUUCUUGUAUGUUUUUACCAAAAAGAAAAGAACCCCUUUACUCUCAAGAAACUUCCCACCGACGGCUCCUCUAUAUUCCUAUUUAUUAUAAAACAAAAAAACCAUAGUUUUCCUUUUCAAACACAUAUAUUUUGGCUCAUCCCUUUUAUCUGCUCGCUUUCAUAUAAAAAUUAGGUUCAAUUUACACGCAUAAAUUUAUCUGUUUUUUUAUAUGCUAUCUUUCAUCAGUCAGUACAAAUAUCUGGUAAUUUUAUUGUAUAAAUUUGUAUCUGUGCUAAAUUAGGUUGAAUUUGUGCUCAUCGAUCGAUCUCUUGAUUGUAUUAUCUAUUAUCUUUUAUCUGUAUAAAUAUCUUAUACGUUUGAUCAUUGAAAUCCUAAUUUGUAUUAGGCUCAAUUUUGCAAGCAUCUCCUGGUUUGUUUUGUUUGCUACCUUUCACGGAUACACAUAUAUAUAUCAGAUAACUCCAAGUAAUAUUGAUCCAUAUAUAUCUCCAAGAAUCCAUAUUUCUUUACUAAACUUAGGUUGUUGAGAUGGGGAAUUGUGUGUUCAAGGGUUUUGGUUUUGGUGAAGUUGAUGAAGAAGAAGAAGAAGAAAACAAGAAGAUGAUGAUAAAAGUGGUGACUUGUAAUGGUGGGAUCAUGGAGUUACAUUCACCCAUCACAGCCCAUUGCAUCACUAAUGAAUUCCCAGGACAUGCCAUUUUUCAUAGCCAGGACAUGUUCUCUCCACCACUUUUUCCUAAUGAGGAACUACAUGCUGGUGAAUCAUACUAUCUACUUCCUCUACUAAACCAUCCUAUUAUUAAAUCCAAAAGAGGUCAUGAAAAAGAUGAAAAAAGGCAUGUUACUACUUGUGAUACUAGUAGACAACCAACACCUUAUAGGAUGUCAUUUGAUAAUCAAAGGAUGCUCAAGAGAUCAGAAGCUGAGGUUUUUCCUACCUACAGUAGUACAGGUGUGUGGAAAGUGAAAUUACUUAUUAGCCCUGAACAAUUGUCAGAUAUUUUGUCACAUGAGGCACGUACAGAGGCACUAAUAGAGAGUGUUAGGACAGUGGCGAAAUGUGGUUCUGGUGCUUCUUCUAUGGCUACUGCUCACUCGGACAAAUGGAGUUAUUCUAGCACUAAUAAUAAUAAUUGGAAGGCACACACUACUCCUAUCUGACUGCUCUUCAUAUUUGAGUCAUCUUUAUUAGUAUAAGUUUUAAUUUUAGUUUAAAUAUCAAACAUCAAAUGAGAAAUAAAAAAAAAUUAUUUUAUUUGCUAAUAAAGUUAUAUGUUCUUUGUGUGAAUUUAGCAGUGAUUGAGAUGGGUAUUCGAUCGUAAUAUUAACGAAAGGAUUUUAUUUACCAGCCGCAUCUCUUUCUAAUGCAUUUAUUAGUAGAGAUCACAUGUGGAUCUUUCAUUUUUCUUCGGUGUUUUGCUAGUAAAUUUAUUACUGCAUUAACCUCCCUCGAAAUGUGUUUCAGGGAUGAUUCUUCCAAUUGGAGCAGUAGUGACCUGCAAUUAGCGAAAAUAUGUGAUUAUAUGAGGUUGUUACUAUGUAGAGUGAUAGGUAAUACCUGUGAAUCUGUUUCAACCAACAUGCACAUGAUUUAAAUUUUUUCUUUUCA